AAAAACCAAGCCUGGUUCAAGGUAACGCAUCAUCACACCUCUCGACCGCCCCCUUCUCUUUCAUCAAUCAAGGAUCACAGAGCUGCCAAAGCCAGAGGAGCGUUAUCAGAGCAGGGAGGAAGAAGAGCGUUGUGUUCGACGCAGGAGAAUUUCGAGGGACAGCGACUCGACUCGACUCGAAGCUCUGGAGAGAUCUAGCGGGGCUCCGGUGCAGCCGAUGCAUGGCAACUCGCAAGGGCUGAGCUGCUCGUCACUGGCGUAGGAAAGAAGCCGAGCCGAGUAACCCAAGGCGUGCUUGUUUCUUUCCAUGCCUUUGCAUUUGGAGAUGGAAAUCACAUGCGCCGUCGCAGGGCUGGAUAGAAUUCGUUUUGGCUCUGCGUCUAAAGAAGGUUCAAAAGAGAAGGGCGUCUGGAUCUUUAGCCGUUUCAAAAAAAAAAACUUCCGUCUCGUCCUUUUUCAGCUGCUCUGCAUCUUUAUCAGCAUGCCAUGAUGUAGCCAUGAUUUUUAGUAUGGAGUCGUCGCCUCACCGAUCCCCUCAAAAGCAGCAGAGCUCGUGCAGCAGCACCAUAGCCAUAGACAACACACAACAGGGGCGUUUCGCCAAGUUUCUCGAUCCUCACCCAAGCACAAAUGCUUUCAAAAAAUACCGCAUCUGCUACUACACGGAUUAUAUAUCCCUUCCCUGGCCUACCUAUGCCGUCGUCGCCAUGGACAGGGACAGCAGCUCGUCGGUCUCGGCGUCGGACGGGAGCUCGGAGGCGGGGGAGCGCGGCGGGUGCUGCUCGUCGCCGCCGUCCACGCGGAGCCUCGUCGACACGGCGGGCAACAACCUCAUCAGCCGCACCGCGUCCGACGCGUCCACGUCCCUCUCGGACCGGUGCAGCAGCGUCGACGUCGACCACAGCGGGCCGUUCCAGCCCGCCGCCGCCGUGGCCAAGCUCAUCGGCCGGUCGUCCCCGCCGUCCGCCGCCGCGUCGCUCAGACGGCUCAGCAUCAAGCCCCGCGCCGACGUGCUCGACCGCCGCUCCACCGAGGACGAGAUGGAGCUGGUGAAGGAGCGCUUCUCUAAGCUCCUGCUGGGCGAGGACAUGUCCGGCGGCGGCAAGGGCGUCUGCACCGCCGUCGCCAUCUCCAACGCCAUCACCAACCUCUACGCGACGGUGUUCGGGAGCUGCCACAAGUUGGAGCCGCUGCCGGCGGGGAAGAAGGCGAUGUGGACAAGAGAGAUGGACUGCCUCCUCUCCGUCUGCGACUACAUCGUCCAGUUCUACCCGUCCACGCAGACCCUGCCCGAUGGGACCAAAGUUGAGGUCAUGGCGACCAGACCAAGGUCGGACAUCUACAUCAACCUUCCCGCGCUCGAGAAGCUCGACGCCAUGCUCAUCGACAUUCUGGACAGCUUCCAGAAGGCGGAGUUCUGGUACGCGGACGCCGGGACGAGGUCGUUCGGCUCGGUCACCUCGUCCUCGUCGUCGAGGAUGUCGUGUUCGUCGUCAUUCAGGAGGUCGGCUCACCGGAACGACGAUAAGUGGUGGCUGCCGGUGCCCUGCGUCCCGGACGCCGGCCUCACCGACAAGGCGCGCAAGGACCUGCAGCAGAGGCGCGACUGCGCCAACCAGAUCCACAAGGCCGCUGUCUCCAUCAACAGCGGCGUCCUCGGAGACAUGGAGGUGCCGGAGUCGUUCAUGGCCGUGCUCCCCAAGAGCGGUCGGGCAAGCGUGGGGGACUCGGUGUACCGCGUCAUGCUUGGCGCCGACAAGUUCUCGCCGGAGUUCCUGCUCGACACGCUUGACAUCUCGUCGGAGCACGACGCGCUGGCGAUGGCCGACCGGGUGGAGGCCGCCAUGUACGUGUGGCGGCGCAAGGCUAGCGGCAGCCACGGCAAGCUGCCGUGGAGCAAGGUCAAGGAGCUCGCGGCCGACGACGACGACAAGAACGUGACGCUGGCCAACAGGGCCGAGAGCCUCCUGCUCUGCAUCAAGCACCGCUUCCCUGGCCUGUCGCAGACCACCCUGGACACCAGCAAGAUCCAGUUCAACAAGGAUGUUGGGCAAGCGAUCCUGGAGAGCUACUCGAGGGUGUUGGAGAGCUUGGCUUUCAACAUUGUUUCGUGGAUCGAUGAUGUCCUUUUCGUCGACAGGUCGAUAAGGAAACUGAGUGAUAACCUCAAGUCCUGAGUUCUUUAUCCUGCACUGAAGCUUCCCAGCAAAAAGGUUUUAGAUGUCUGUUGGUGAAGCUGCAGAAGAAGGGUGCGUGACUGUAGUAGCGGUAGUAGGGUGAUUUUGCUGACCUAGAGAGAUGCAAGCCUCUAGCUUUGCAAGAAUGCACAAUGCAGAGUAGCGUGUCUGACCAACAGUGAACGUGUGUGAUUUUCGUGUCCUUUUUAUUUUUCAGCUCUCGCGCUCUUAGCUUGGCAGCACGAAGAUUGGUGAAAGGGAUCAAAAUGUCCAAUAGCAUAAAUGGAGUCAUUCUAUUUCAGUUUUA
Zea mays is the source of this 2484-nucleotide messenger RNA. RefSeq names its product pollen-specific kinase partner protein. The record is from RefSeq and is a predicted model, not a curated record. Gene Ontology annotation, molecular function: guanyl-nucleotide exchange factor activity. Lineage: Eukaryota; Viridiplantae; Streptophyta; Magnoliopsida; Poales; Poaceae. Bases 498 to 2177 code for a protein of 559 amino acids. The transcript has 9 exons.